Striga hermonthica is the source of this 2205-nucleotide messenger RNA. The record is from the annotation of a GenBank genome assembly. Lineage: Eukaryota; Viridiplantae; Streptophyta; Magnoliopsida; Lamiales; Orobanchaceae.
AUGCUGCGCGCUCUAAUCCGUAACCCGGCGGCGCAUUAUAGUCAUGCCCGCCGCUUUCUCUACUCUGCAGCUGCUCCAUCAGGCAAGGAGACCGGCUUGUACGGGUUCGACCACUUGAGAACUCCCAAAGGUUUUCAACGCAUGGUCGAUGAUGCGAUUGAGCGGUCUAAUGAACUCGUCAAUUAUAUUGCUGGGAUGCCUUCAGCUCCGGAAAUUAUUAACGCCAUGGAUGAGAUAUCUGAUACGGUUUGCACAGUUGUGGACUCUGCUGAGUUAUGCAGGCAUACACAUCCUGAUAGAGAAUUUGUUGAGGAGGCAAAUAAGGCAUCCUUGCGGAUAAAUGAAUAUCUACAUUUCCUUAAUUCAAACUGUAGUCUGUAUCAUGCUAUUAUAAAGGCUGAGCAAAAUCAUCAUAUGCUUACCGAAGAAGCUGCAAGGGCCGCCCGUCAUCUACGUAUCGACUUAGAGAAGGGUGGAAUUCAUCUAAGCCCUGGUACCCAUCUUUGCAAAGUCCUUGUUUAUCUUCUUCCACUUAUCCGAUUCACUUUGAUAAAAGUAUCUCUGCUUUCCUUGACAGAGAAGUUGGAUAGAGUUAAUCAGCUAAAUAUGAACAUACUUCAGCUUUCCACAGAAUUCAAUGAAAAUAUCAUCACCGACCCAGGUCAUGUUGACAUAUUUCCUGCAUCUCGUAUCCCAAAAAGAUUGCAUCAUCUUACCAAGCCCAUUUACCGACCUUCAUUUGAUUCAAAGAAGUCAACAGGUCUGAAAAAUGACUCCAAAGAGAGAGGAUUACGUAUAAUGACAGUGCCUAGUACUCUUUGUUCUAUAUUGCAGUUGGCAUCUGAUGAUGAGGUUAGAAGGCUGGCUUACAUCAGAGGAAAUUCUACCCCAGCUGCAAACCUGGUAGUCCUUGAUAAGCUUCUUUCGGCACGUCAUGAGUUUUCUGAGAUCAUGGGAUAUAAAUCUUAUGCUGAAUUUGCUCAGAAGGAAAGUAUGGCUUCAUCACCUGAAGUUGUUCUAUCAUUCCUGCAUGAUAUGAGUAAAAUGGUCAGACCUAGGGCUCAGGAGGAGCUUAAGAAAAUUUUGGAUUUUAAGAGAGCAACAAUCGGCCAAUCAGCUUCAGAAUUGGAGCCUUGGGACGAGCCGUACUUCGCCAGAAUGAUGAAAGCUUCUGCUCACAACUUGGAUUAUUCAGUUGUUGCAUCAUAUUUUUCCCUGCCACAAUGUAUUGAGGGGUUAAAAGUGCUGGCUGGGUCACUGUUUGGUGUGACAUUUCAUCAGAUCCCUCUAGGCCGUGGUGAAUCCUGGCAUCCAGAUGUGCUGAAAUUAUCUCUGCACCAUCCUGAUGAGGGGGACUUGGGGUGCCUAUACCUUGAUUUGAAAUCAAGAAAGGACAAGCAUCCUAUUUUUGCACAUUUUGCUAUCAAAGGGGGGCGCAGAAUCUCAGAGACAGAGUACCAGUUACCGAUUGUAGCACUUGUUUGCAAUUUUUCAGGAUCGAGUUCCCAACCUGUGCUUCUUCACCAUUCUGAUGUAGAAACUCUGUUUCACGAGUUUGGGCAUGCUCUUCACUCAUUGCUCUCAAGAACGGAUUAUCAACAUUUCUCAGGGACUAGGGUGAUGCUUGAUUUUGCUGAAACACCAUCAAACCUCUUCGAGUAUUACGCAUGGGAUUAUCGGUUUUUGAGGACAUUCGCUAAGCAUUAUUCCACAGGUGAUCCGAUUCCCGAAAACCUGGUAAAAUCUCUACAAGGCGCCAAGCAUAUGUUUUCUGCAACCGAAUUGCAACGCCAGGUCUUUUAUUCAUUGAUCGACCAGACAUUGCACGCAUCACAGCCAUCCUCGGCCAAUGAGGCGAUUUCCAUAAUCACCGAUUUGAAAAGAGAGCACACGUGUUGGAGGCCCGUGGAAGGCACACACUGGCACACCCGGUUCAGUCAUCUUGUUAAUUACGGUGCAGGUUACUACAGCUACUUGUAUGCAAAAUGCUUUUCUGCAACAAUAUGGAAAAGGAUAUUCCAGGAAGACCCGUUGUCGCUAACAGCAGGAUCUGCUCUCAGGUCGAAAUUCUUACAGCAUGGUGGAGCCAAAGACCCAACCACCAUACUCAAUGAUUUAGUCGGCAAUCGUGUGACAAUAAAACAUAAAGGAGGAAUUAUUCCUGAUAUUACCAGCUUUGGGGAGGAGAUGAAACUAUUUGACUAG